Aspergillus alliaceus is the source of this 417-nucleotide messenger RNA. RefSeq lists its product as uncharacterized. The transcript is spliced from 2 exons. Bases 1 to 417 code for a protein of 138 amino acids. The record is from RefSeq and is a predicted model, not a curated record. NCBI's taxonomy places the organism in Eukaryota, Fungi, Ascomycota, Eurotiomycetes, Eurotiales, Aspergillaceae.
AUGCCCUUCAUGCACCCGUUUCCUGGUUCUGUCAAGGCCAAACUUAUCUCUACGCGAGAUUGCAGAGCGCACUGGAUCAUCACAUUCACCCAGCUCAAUUACCGUAUCAGUGCAUCCUGCACACGGACAGGUGUUGAGUGGAUCGAAGACAACGAUUUGGAAGUUUCGCACACGAUCGAGUACCAUAUGAUGGAAGGCUGUCCUGGGGCUGAAGAGAUUAAAAGCUUUAUCCUACUUCCAGAGCACCUCAGGAGAAUGCCACCGCAAGUUUGCCCUUGUGUGACUUGGACAUGGUACAUUAUCUGGGAUCUCAAUAGAAGGCACUAUAUUGAGGACGUUUCAUGCGACAAUGUCCCAAUACAACAACUAAAUGACAAACUGAUCAACAUUCAGUCGGAACUCUAUGGCAGUGUGUAG